AAUAGUUAAUGAAUUCUUCAAAUUCAAUCUUCAACCACAUAACCUUAAAUUACUUGACAAAAUGCCAGACCCUAAACUCCCUCAAGCAAGUCCAUGCCCAAAUGAUAACCACAGGCCUCACUCUCCACACUGUCCCUCUCAGCAAACUCCUCCAAUCAUCAGCCACUAUAGCCUUAUCCCAUGCCCUCACAGUAUUCAACCAAAUCCCAAACCCAACAAUUUUCCUCUACAACACCCUCAUCUCCUCAAUAGUAUCAUCAGCCGACCCAGAAUGUGAAACCCACCAUGCUUUUUCCCUCUAUGAAAGUGUUCUUUGGAGCAAAAACAUUAAACCCAAUUCACACACUUACCCGUCUCUUUUCAAGGCUUGUGGUUACCACCCUUGGCUGCACCAUGGCCUGGCCCUCCAUGCCCAUGUCUUGAAAUUCGUUGGACCGACGUAUGAUGAUUUUGUUCAAACCUCAUUGCUUAACUUCUAUGCCAAUUAUGGCAAAUUGGGUGUGGCUAGAUGUUUGUUUGAUCAGAUUAGGAACCCAGAUUUAGUUACUUGGAACUCAAUGUUGUCUGCUUACGCACGUUGUAAUAGUUUUUCUAGUUAUUACUAUGUUGGUGAUGUUAAUUAUGAGGACACUAGUUUAUCAAUGGAGGCUUUAUGUUUAUUCAAUGAGAUGCAAAAUUCUUUGGUUAAGCCAAAUGAAGUUACCGUGGUUGCUUUAGUUAGUGCUUGUGCAAAUCUGGGUGCUCUUAGCCAAGGUAUAUGGGCACAUGUUUAUGCAGUAAAGUUCAAUAUUAAGUUCAAUUGCUAUGUGGGUACUGCCUUGAUAAAUAUGUACUCGAAAUGUGGGUGUUUGGACUUGGCAUAUCAGCUGUUUGAUAAAUUGCCUGAAAGGGACAUAUCAUGUUACAAUGCAAUGAUUGGGGGAUUUGCUACUCAUGGUUACAGUCACAAGGCACUUCAGAUUUUUGAGCAAAUGAAGUCUCAAAGGUUAGUUCCUGAUGAUGUGACAUUUAUUGUUGCAAUGUGUGCUUGCUCACAUGUUGGGUUAGUAGAUGAGGGUUGCGAGAUAUUCGAGUCUAUAAACAAAGAUUAUGAUAAGGAGCCGAAGCUUGAACAUUAUGGGUGUUUGAUUGAUCUUUUAGGUAGAGCUGGGAGGGUUCAAGAGGCUAAGGAAAAGCUCAAGGGAAUGCCAAUGAAACCCAAUGCCAUUUUGUGGAGGUCUUUACUUGGGGCAGCAAGGGUUCAUGGGAAUUUGCAGGUUGGGGAAGUUGCAUUGAACCACUUAGUCGAGUUGGAGCCAGAAACUAGUGGGAACUAUGUGCUUUUAUCGAAUAUGUAUGCGAGCAUUGAUAGAUGGGAAGAUGUUACAAGAGUGAGGAAAUUGAUGAAGGAUCAUGGGAUUAAUAAAAUGCCAGGGAGUAGCUUGGUUGAAGUUGAUGGUGCCAUGCAUGAAUUCCGCGUUGGAGACACAACACACCCGUGGACGAAACGAAUUUAUUUGAAGCUUGAAGAGAUUGGCAGAGAACUACAACAACACGGCCAUAACCCUAGAACGAAAGAAGUGUUGUUUGACAUUGAUGAAGAGGAGAAAGAAGAUGCACUUGCUUACCAUAGUGAAAGGCUAGCUAUUGCAUUUGCUUUGAUCGCUUCGGAUUCAACUGCCCCUAUCCGUAUCGUUAAAAAUCUUCGUGUUUGUAGUGAUUGCCACGAGAGUAGUAAGCUGAUUUCAGUAAUAUAUGGAAGAGAUAUUAUUGUAAGAGAUCGAAUCCGGUUUCAUCACUUCAAAAAUGGAACUUGCUCUUGUAGGGACUAUUGGUGAGUUUGUAAACAGAUAAUGUUCCAAUUCAAAAGAUCUUUGU
Molecule: messenger RNA, 1857 nt
Organism: Hibiscus syriacus
Lineage: Eukaryota; Viridiplantae; Streptophyta; Magnoliopsida; Malvales; Malvaceae
Product: pentatricopeptide repeat-containing protein At5g43790-like
Biological process (GO): RNA modification
Molecular function (GO): RNA binding; zinc ion binding; protein binding
Source: RefSeq, a predicted model, not a curated record